UCCUGCGGUCUUAAGCGGGGGAGUCAGGGUCCUCCUUCUCGCCGCUCUACUUCUGCGCAUGCGGACUCGUGGACUGUUCACCUCUAAUAGAGAUCUAUUGAAGGUAAAUUACGUCGAAGCGACUCGAGGAUCGCAGACUUUAUUUGGAAGAUAAGAAUGGCGAAAUGCAGUUCUUGGAAAAUGAAGAAAUGCCACUGCGAAACAAAUAAUUGCAUUAAAUCGGUUCUUGCUUGAUAUGCGACACUUGUAUCAGCCCGGGCCAACGCUGCGAUGGUGUCGCUCAUUCUUGUGGACCCCGUGAAGACGCCUGCCUUACCAUCGUUGGAAUGAACUCUUUAAGUGGCAGCGAUACCACCGAGACCCUGAAGACUUGUAUUGGGGCUGCGGACUGCUAUGCAGGUUCCAUCAGCAUCACCACCAACGCCGGGUUGCAUCUGGAGAGCAUUUCCAGCUGCUGUCAAUACGACCACUGCAACCGCUGGGAUCUGAAUUUGGCACCGAGAAAUAUCACUCCCAGUGGACUUGAGUGUCCUGUGUGUUUUAUGUUUGGUUCUGGUCGCUGUGAGGGAACUGAGUUUCUGAGGUGUGCGGGAUUGGCUAGUCACUGCAUCACCGUGUCUGGGAUGCUGAAUGCUGGCCUGCAGCCAUAGAAAUCACCUGGUUGGAGCAUCUUACCUGUCUUUCAAACCGAAGUCCUGCAGUCAUGAAACUUGUUUUUUUCCACCUUUUUGCUGCGCUGGUGGUUACAACAUAUGCGUUGGUUUGUGACUGCACCAAAGGGCCCGGGUGCAAUUCGGAUGGGACCUGCUCCGUUCCAGAGCUAACUGGUGUCUGCCUGACAAUGGCCCACGAGAACAACCUGGCAGGGACCAAAACAUCAGGGCUGUACAAAGCCUGCCAAUACGAUGCCCAAGCUUGCAGCGAAAAGGUCAUGUCAAUUACGGCAGAAAAAGGACUGUUUUGGAGGAGCAACACUGCAUGUUGCAAUCAAGACAACUGCAACACUGCUUCCAUCAGGGUCCCACCUAAGAACCUCACGCAGAAUGCCCAGAGAUGCCCUGCGUGUUUUACUUUUGCUUCCGAUCGCUGUGAAAAUACAGAGAGGCUGAGUUGCACAGGAGCCGAGAGUCACUGCAUCACUGUGUCCGGGAUGCUGAGUGCAGGAUCCGAACCAUUUUCCCCCUUCGCAGCUGCAGGCUGCAGCACGGCCACUGCUUGCUCCCUGCCCAUUCGUGCGGCCCUUUACUUGGAAAACAUGGCCUUCGUCUUCAACAAGGUCGUGUGCCACCCGGCGGUGAACGCCAGCAGCGGCGGCUCGUAGGGGAGCGAGCAGAAAAUUAUUUUGGAGAACAGCAUGUCUUGCUUUUGCAUGUUUGGCCUCGUUCCCUGCUGUGAAGGUCUUGAAUAAACUGGCAUGAAAAUCG
Messenger RNA from Pogona vitticeps (central bearded dragon), 1424 nucleotides. The record is from RefSeq and is a predicted model, not a curated record. NCBI's taxonomy places the organism in Eukaryota, Metazoa, Chordata, Lepidosauria, Squamata, Agamidae.